Molecule: messenger RNA, 923 nt
Organism: Macadamia integrifolia
Lineage: Eukaryota; Viridiplantae; Streptophyta; Magnoliopsida; Proteales; Proteaceae
Exons: 3
Coding region: 1-750 (249 amino acids)
Source: RefSeq, a predicted model, not a curated record
AUGUUAGAUGAUUUAGUCUAUGUGAGAAUGAAUUCAUUGAUGAUGAAAAAGAGGGGUGAACUUGAACAGAAAAACAUGUUACCCAUUAAUCUUGACAAUAUUAGUGUCAAUGAUUUUGAAAAGAGCAUUGAGGACGUUGAUAAAGAGCUAAAGAGAUUGUUGGAUGAUGUGGAUGAUAGCAUUGCUGAAGACUUGCUAUUUGGUGCAAGUGCUAGUUUUACUGAGAGCGAGACUCAACCCCCAGAUUUUUACGUGGAGACUUUGAAUCUGGACACCAUGUUCACGCCGCAAGUGGUGGUUCAGGGUAGAGCUCAGUGCCUGGGCACUGAUCAAGAUGCUCUCUUAUCCCACAUCUCCUCCGCCCCUCGCUUCCCCUCUCCUUCGUUUCAGGCUAAGUUUGAAAGACCUUCGCCGGAGACCUUGCAAGUGACACUUACAGGAGCUGUAAGAACAAAGAUAGACAGCGAAGGGGCCGACAUAUUGGUGGCGCUAUACGAGAAUGGGCUAUUGACGGACUGCCCUGCCGGAGACAACCGAGGCCGUGUCCUGUCUAACGACUUUGUGGUCCGUAAGAUGGAGAAGCUCUGCAAUAUCAAGGACAUCUCAGCUAAGAAAACAGUGAAUGGCACGGUCAGCUUCUCGCUGUGGGAUGGGUUUAAGAGCAACAAGUGUGGCAUCGGAGUCUUCCUUCAGGACAGGUCUUUCCACACUUUUGGUUGUCAGAACUUAAGCUUGCCACAAAACCUUUAAAGCUAGACUGUGAUUCUUCUCUCUCUGGGGCAGUGAUAUGUGAUCCUUGUGUACAGGAGUUUAGGUUGUCUGCUUUUUAUUCUCUCCUAUUCUUAUUCUUCCUUCUCUUAUUAUGUGCUUUCUGGGAUUUUAUUUUCUUAGAUGAAUUGCGACUGAACAUUGUUCUGGAUUUA